AUGAAGGAUAGUGAAGUAUUGUCCAUAGGUAGUGUCCAUUGGGCACACCUGCUUGUGCAAUUAGUACUUUCUCAUAACUUGGGUACUUUGGGUAUUAAAUACGAGUCGGUACAUUCGCCGGGCAGGACGAGGAAAUGCCUACUGGACUUUAUGAUUUAUUACUUUUUAAUUACCGCGACCGAUGGACGAGGGUCACAAGAACAAAAGGUUAAUUUACUUUCUAUUCUUUUUAAUUUCAGUCUAAUUGAGUUUUUGGUCGGAAUUACCAUAUUUAGGUGGCUCUAUUAUCUAACAAGUUGAUCCAAUUUGUUUCAUAAUGUCCGUGCUCAGACUUUCAAUUAUUCAGUAAAUAGAAUAACGCGCCGUGUGAAUGUUUUCGUCGUCGUGCCGCCUUUUGCUGCAGUCACGGCUAUUAAACGUUUAUCUGAAAAAAAAAAUAAAAAAAUAAUCAUAAUAAAACCAACCAAACGGCGUUUCGCGUUAAUAUACUUAGACCGCCCACCGUGUCCCAGCCCCGUGUACCGCGUUCAGCGGAUAUGAGUUCUUAAUAUAAUCGUUUUAUCCCGUUUAAUGGUAAUUAUAAUAUCGUAACGCCGUCGGGCCGCAAGAUAAAUAUUAUUAUUUCAUCUUAACAAAAAUAUUAAGUACCUACCUAUUCAAAAUCGCGCGAGUAAAUAUUUUCAAUAAGUAAACAGGCUGCGAUAAAACGGGUGCGAAUCGCGGCCCGUUUAUGGUUCAGAAUGUUUUCAGAUGCACAUCUAUUGAAUGAAUUAUACGAUUUCAAUUCGAAUUAAUCGUGGCACAUCCAUUCAGCAUACUCGAUUGUGUACGACACGUUUUCCGUAGGUAUUAAAUGAUACAAUCGCGUACAAGGUAAUAAUUUCUUAAUGGAAAUCGGUGUCGCCCAAACUGUAUUUUUGUAGUGUAGCAGAAUUUUAAAUGUAAAACCACCACUCGCCUCGGAAACUUUUACCCGCAUAAAUAUAUUAUAAUUUUUCGACCCUAAAAUUUAUAUGACUCUGGGAAUGUUUAUACCCAUUCUACCCGACUAUCCCAAAUCCCAAUUACCGGGAACACCCAAUAAAAUAUGAUGUGCGUACAAAGGCGUCCAUCUUCGAAAAUGGAGGGGGGGGGAAGAGGGACACUGUAUUUUUUCAAUAAUCCUACCUAAUGCUAUUUUGAUAUUACAAUCAUGUCGUCAACAACCAAUGGGAAACCACAAGAGAAAAUAAUCCUACCAUAUAAUAUAUAAUAUGAUUAUCAUUUUUUCAUUUAUUCGAUGUAUUUUAACAUAAAUUAUAAUAUUUUAUGUAUAAAUGUAUAACAGACCCGGAAAAGCCAAGGAGGAGACAUGUCCCCUCAUUGCCCUCCCCCCCAAUGGACGCUCAUGUGUGUGUAGCAACUCGAAGUAUAUGGUUUGGGCACCACUGAUGAAAGCAUUGCAGAGAAUAUUUGAAUAGGUUAUUCGCUCGUGACUGCGAAGUUGAAAAUAUCGUGGGUGUUUUGUUAUUAUCACGCUAUAUUAUAUUAUUAUUAUUACCCCCUAAAGAAAUCGGAAAUCUCGGAAAACUGCGUAGUACUUUGUACGGGUAUUUUAUAACGAACCGACGCGUCCGUCCGAAACGUUUUCGUCCGCCUGCAGUAUUAUUAUACGUAUUACAUUGGUCAAGGGGGAGGGGGGGCAACAGGAGGGAUUGUCUCCCCUGCACCUGAUCGUUUCCCUCUCAAAUUUAUUAAAUGUACAAUGUGUACUAUGCAAUAUUAUUGCUUGAUAAUUUGAUUGGCAGUAGAAGCAAUAGUAGUAGAAGUAGCAGCAAUUCCGAUUAUUCAUUAUGUGAUUAAUAGUUCAAAACAAUCACGAAACGAAGUUGUGUUCAAAGAAGUUUUAAAAGAUUGGGAAAGUUUAUUAAUCAAAGACAAAACUGAAUCUCCAAAACGUAAGGAAAAGACUCCUAUAAACUUCAACGAUUAUAUUUUUGGUGAAUUAUUUGGUACUUAUACUCGUACAUAUAUCGAAAACGAUAUUAACAUUUCGUUAUUACGUACCUUUUAUCAGGUUAUUGACAUAAUAAAACCUGAAAUGGAAAUUAGUUUAAACAAAAAAAAAAUAAUGAACUUAUUGAAGCUAUUUCUAAUAUAUAAGAUUUGAAUCACGAUGGUUUUAAAAUAUUUGAAGAUCUUAAUAUUAACAUUCUUUCAAAAGAAGAAACAAUUUGUGUAAAAGACAAUUUAAAAGAAAAUAAUAUAUCUAAUAAGGAUAUUUUGUUGGAGCUUUAUCUACAACGUAAAGCAUUCAAAGUUGCAUUUGAAAUGAUAGCAGCCGUUGAAGUAUUUGGAUCUGGCUCAGCGGUUUGUGAAUCGACAUUUUCCUGCUUAACUCGACUCGAAAAUCCUCAAAGACAAUCAAUAAAACAUGACCGGUUUUCCAACUUGGCUUCAUUGGCGUUUGAGUCAGAACGGACCGAAAAAUUAAAUUUGGACGCAUUAUUAAUGGAUUUCAACAAGCAAAAACGUAGGAAACUGCAGCUGCAAUAA
Molecule: messenger RNA, 2535 nt
Organism: Cinara cedri
Lineage: Eukaryota; Metazoa; Arthropoda; Insecta; Hemiptera; Aphididae
Source: the annotation of a GenBank genome assembly